AUGAACAUUUCAAACGGGAUUAACAAAUAUUUUAAGGAAGAAGUCUUCGCAAAAUGGUCUAUCUACAAUUGUCUUGAAUUUUUGGGAGAAAAUUGCAGAGGGGUGACGUCUGAACAUCGCAAAGAAAUUAUGACUGAAUUAAAACAUCAGUUCCAUUCAAUAACUACUCAUAACUCAAGCAACAAAAAAGUCCGAGAAAAGGCUACAAAACUUUUUAAUAAUGUAGAAGAAAAUUUUAAAUUCAAAGAGUCGAAUGAAAAGUUAUUUGAAACAAAAGCCGAUCUAUACGGAUCAAAGGUUGCAGUGCAUAUGAUAGACACGAUGUUGAAUUCUUUUCGAAUAGAAAGACCUUCCGUAAGCAGUCAGUCCACGAUAUUAUCUCCUGAAUGUGAUGCUGAAAAGAAACAUGAAAGUUUUGUCAAUGUCGCAGAAACAUCGGAUGGAGCCGAGGUUUUCAUGAGUCCUGAUAACAAUCAAAUUGUUUCCGAGAAUAUACAAACGUUAAGCAAUACAGAAUCUCAUGAACAAAAAGUAGAUAACCCGGAAAUCGUUGUGGAUAAGGUAGCUACAAUGAGGAACAGAAAUUUGGAGGAAAGAUUGAAACGUGACAAUUUGCGAGUGCAGUCCAUUGAAUCACGAAUAGUGGAUCUCUCAAAUUGGACGAAAGUUGAUUGGGAUAAGGUUCUUAAAGCAUCCGAUUAUGCGCAAUUGUUUAUCAAGUCAACUAGAAAACUUAAUAAAGAUAAAAUCGAUACGAAAGUAAAAAAUUUGCUUCACGAUAGACUUGGCUGUGUGAAGUCACUAAAUGAUCUCAUAUUAUGGAAAAAUAAAUUUGCAACUUUGGAAUCUGAGGAUGCACGAUUAACUAUCGGAAUUAUUGAAUUUUUUCAUCUGUGCUUACGAAGAGAGGUUAAUAUUCUUGUUAUGAAACAACGAGAGCGUGAUCAUAUUGUUAAGAUCCUUAGUCCAAUUUUUGGAUUAAUAUUUGAAGAAUUUAAUAUAGGCAUCUUUGAGCUUAACUAUUCACGUAGUGUUACUUCCAGAAUACGAAAGUAUAUUAAUGAAGAAUACGUGAAGUUAAACCCACCAUCUAGAAUGAUGGAUUUGGUAAUAUCAUUACGUAGUUACAAGAUUGAAUUAUUAGUGCUUGAAGCAGGGAAUACAGAAGGUCCUAUGGACGACACUAAAUUCCGGGAAGACCAUUCUAAAAUUAAAGUGGUAAUGAAAGAUUGUAUGGAUGCCUUUUGGAAUAAACUUCAUUUCAAAAAAGAUGAACUUGAAGAAGUCUUUGUGAUGGGCGUUCAGAUAACAGGCACAAAAUGGACAAUCUACUCCCUUACAUAUGAUAAUUCAAAAAGGUUUUAUUUUUUUGUCGAGAUGGCGGGGUUGACAUUACCAACAUUGUUAUCUGAUAUGAACGACCUCUUACCAGAUUUCUUGGAAAAUCUCCUAGCAUUACGGCAUACGCAAGUAGAUCUGGUUGCAAAGAUUCGAAAAUUUACUCAAAAAGGAUUUUCCACGCCGGCUCCAUCUUCAUCGUCAUUAUACGAAACAACGGAGACUCCUUCGAAAAAAAUAAUAUAA
Molecule: messenger RNA, 1584 nt
Organism: Funneliformis mosseae
Lineage: Eukaryota; Fungi; Glomeromycota; Glomeromycetes; Glomerales; Glomeraceae
Source: the annotation of a GenBank genome assembly